This is a messenger RNA of Monomorium pharaonis (pharaoh ant), 1987 nucleotides long. Its product is annotated as choline-phosphate cytidylyltransferase A. The transcript is spliced from 8 exons. Gene Ontology annotation, molecular function: phosphatidylcholine binding; choline-phosphate cytidylyltransferase activity. The record is from RefSeq and is a predicted model, not a curated record. NCBI's taxonomy places the organism in Eukaryota, Metazoa, Arthropoda, Insecta, Hymenoptera, Formicidae. Gene Ontology annotation, biological process: CDP-choline pathway. The coding region runs from base 719 to 1798 and encodes 359 amino acids.
AUGCUAUCAUUCGUGGCAUGGAAACGUACCGCGUGUAACGCCACUUUAAUCUCCAAAGCUUACGUUUCUUUUUUAAGAAAUCUAUUUUCACAACUAUCAGGAAUGACAAGUGAUUUUUUUGUCAAACCACACAUACAUAAAGAUUGAUACACCAUCACAUUGCGCAUAAAUUAAUAUAAGCACAUACACUUAUCUUAUUUAAAUAUUCAAUUUUGCAAUACUGCUACAUGUUGAAAUACCUAUAACAUACAUAUAUGUGUGUACGUUUAUAAGCUCAAGUCUGUUUGUAUAUAUAUAGUCUACUGUUAUUGUAUAUCAUAUAAUGAAAAGAGAUUAAUCAUUGAAGUAUAAAGUGUUGUCUAGAGAUAAUACGUAAUAUUGCAUUUUAACUGAUAAUGGUCUGGCGUGAUUCUAGAUUGGCAUAUCUAAUGUGAUAAAAAGCUUGGAAAUGUCUUGUUACUCGCACAGUCUUGCUUGGUAACUAAAAGCAAAGCCACCUUGACAUAUUGACUUUAAACAUAUUGAGUACAAUUUCUUGACUUAUUAUUCUCAUAAAGUUAAUUCUGUAAUUAUCUGAGUAAAUAUCUGAAAGAUUUAUACAAUUUAUGCAAUUUUUAUUUUUAAAUCAAGUGCUUCUAACAUCAAAUAAUAAUCACAAUAUCUGAGACAGAAAAAUAAAACUUUUUUUCAUAUAUAACGAAAUUAUAUUAAAAGAACAAUGACUUGGGGAUCCCAACAGAAUAAUAACGAGAGUAUUUUAAAGAAUUAUAAUCAUCAAGUUUCUGUUUAUCAGGAAAGAUUUCCAUCAAUUUGUAAAGAAGCACCUUUCAGUGAUGAUCCAGAAGCUAUCAUAGAGAGAAAUGCAUGUGAUUAUAACACACGAAUUACCUUAAAACAAGCAAGAAGUGGUAGAGUUCCUAGAAAAAUUAGAGUUUACGCCGAUGGUAUUUAUGAUCUCUUUCAUCAAGGACACGCGCGGCAACUUUUACAAGCGAAGAAUAUUUUUUCAAAUGUUUAUCUUAUUGUUGGAGUGUGUAACGAUGAAUUAACACAUAGCAAAAAAGGAAGGACUGUAAUGACAGACUUAGAAAGGUAUGAUGCCGUUAGACAUUGUAGAUACGUAGAUGAAGUCGUUCGAGAUGCACCGUGGGAACUUGAUGAUGAAUUUAUAAAAAGGCAUAAGAUUGAUUUUGUCGCUCAUGACGAUAUACCGUACAUGACAGAUGAUGGAUCGGAUGUUUAUGCUAAAUUAAAAGCUAAAGGUAUGUUUGUAGCCACACAGAGAACGGAGGGUGUUUCCACGUCGGACAUCGUUGCGAGGAUAGUAAAAGAUUAUGACAUAUACGUCAGAAGAAAUCUCGCACGAGGUUACAGCGCAAAGGAACUUAAUGUGUCUUUUCUCAAUGAGAAAAAAUUUCGCCUACAAAACAAGUUUGAUGACCUAAAAGAUAAAGGAAAGCGAGUAAUGGAAAACAUUGGCGAGAAACGGAUGGAUAUGAUAAGCAAAUGGGAAGAGAAAUCUCGGGACUUUAUCGAUGCUUUUCUCUUGCUGUUUGGAAGAGAAGGCAGAUUGUCAACAAUUUGGAAUGAGAGUAAAGGCCGUCUGAUGCAAGCAUUAUCUCCACCGGCAAGCCCGAAAAGGGACAGUAGCCCAAGUAGUAGUAACAGUAGCAACAACGAUGAAGACCAGACAAGUCCACCACCAAAGAAAACGGGACGCUUUGAAUUUCCACAAAAUAAUCACUAUUUAAGUGAUGAUUAUAGUGAUGAUGAAGAAGAUCAUUUACGCUCCAAAUGAUAACUAAUUACAUUAAAGAGGCAUAUAUUCUCACUGACCAAAACAAGCGUGCAAUUUUUAUUUAUUACCUUGAAAGUUUAGAUGUAUUUUCAUACACAAACUGCUGAUACUAUGCUUAAAUGGAUUUUGUAUGAUAUUGUAACGCGUAUGAUAUUAACUAGCGUUAUACAUUAAAAUUGUCUGUCGUGA